Umbelopsis ramanniana AG is the source of this 2389-nucleotide messenger RNA. RefSeq lists its product as uncharacterized. The transcript has 10 exons. NCBI's taxonomy places the organism in Eukaryota, Fungi, Mucoromycota, Umbelopsidomycetes, Umbelopsidales, Umbelopsidaceae. Gene Ontology annotation, biological process: Golgi to plasma membrane transport; exocytosis; intracellular protein localization. Gene Ontology annotation, cellular component: exocyst. The record is from RefSeq and is a predicted model, not a curated record. The coding region runs from base 467 to 2131 and encodes 554 amino acids.
ACGACACUCGUUGCCUAUAAAUUCCAUGGCCUUGCGACGCUCGAAAUCUCGAGAUGGACGAGGAAUGCCUUAUAUUAGCGCUCCACAGCCAAUCAACACAUCUGCAGAUACACUCGACACUCUUAACACUACUCGUAUAGUACCAUUGCCACGAAAAAAGUCCUCCAAUUCAAUCCUAAAACGCACUGCCAGCUGGACAACCGACCGCAAGAAAGAACGAGUAGAAAGAUCUAGUCCUUUAGUACGAAGUGAAACCGUUUCUGUAACCUCCAGCCCAAGAUCAAUGCAAGACAUGGCCGCUGCAAUUCCUCCAACUCCCCCUUUCGCAGGGACGACCGGCCAACGUCAAGUUGACUUGGCUAAGUUUGGCGACCCCAACUUCAACCCAGAGUCAUGUAAAGUAUAUGGAUUGACUGUGCUUAAUCUGUCUGUACUGCCGUACUAAUUUGCUCUGUGAUACGUAGAUAUGCGAGCUUCAGUAGCGGAUGUGAAUGAAGAGCAGCUGAGAGCUUUCUAUAGAUCAUUGAAUGAUGCAAAGACUCUGGUUGGUAGUGACUUGCAGCGCAAUGUCUAUCGUAACUACACCGAGUUUGUGGUCAUAUCCAAAGAGAUUUCAAAUUUGGAUGGUGACAUGCUGCUACUUCGCGACUUCCUUAACGAACUCCGCGUUAUCAAUACCAGCUUCAAGGACGAAGUGGAUCCUAUGGCAGGCAUCAUUAAUGAUCCUGCACCUAUCGCCGAAUCAAUCACACAACGUCGAAAGCCCAGUGAAAUGGCUACUGCCGAUAUGCAGACCAUUUACAGAGCACAGCUGGCCUCACUGUGGGAGAGUAUCGAAGGAUCUCAGAGGUUAUUACCGUUUGCUCCUGAUCGUCACAUUGUUAGAGACUUUUCCAACUUUGUUGAACUCCAUCCCAAAACCUUACAAGCCCGACAAGCAACCCAACUCGUAUUGCUGAACGAUUGUAUUUUAGUGGCUUCUAAGAAAAAACGCACCAUGUCAUCCAAAGUUAAGCUUGUGGCAGAUCGCUGCUGGGAGUUGGACAAAAUACUGGUGGCUGACGUCAAAAAUACUUCUGAUUUAACGAACGCACUGAAAAUUGUCCAUUAUAAUGACGAAUAUCUUUUCCGAUGCGAGCGUCCAGAGGAUAAAAUGUCGCUGUUAGUCACUAUUAAACGAGUCACUGACGAAUUAUUGGAAAGUUCCAAGCAGAAUGAUGCCGAUGCCAAAUUGUCUGUCAACGAACCACUCCUACAAAUGCAAUCACAAGUGGAGGCAAGAAGCAAGAAAAGCCGCAAUGAUCGAGACCCUACCAAGCAGAUGCCACAGCUCGCCUCCAGCGACGUUAAGUGGCUUUCUGAGCUUCCAGAUGAAUUGGAGGUUUUCAUAGCCAUUCGUGAGUUUGAAGAUGCUGUAGCAUAUAUCGAAAAGGCCCGUGCCAUACUUUCAAGUUUCUCAUCAGAUCCUGGAAAGCUUGAUGGUGUAAAGGAGGAAAUUGACACAUACGUUGACAAGCUCAGUAAAGCUAUCGGGCGGGAUUUAAGCAACUCUUUAUUGACCAAAGUCCAAUUCCAACGUAACGUCAACUGGCUCCUUCGCCUUGGGCUUGGAGAAACGGGUCGGGAGAUGUUCCUAGCAACCCGAAGCGGAGUCAUUAAACGGAGAAUAAGACAAUUGACUUUCGAGGGUGAUGUUACCACCUACAUCAAUGAACUCUCCUUGGUAGUUUUUACCCUGGUACGAAAUACCUGCGAGUGGUACAGGGACUCGUUCAAGGAUAACCGAAUGGCGUCAGGUUUUAUUACUUGGGUAAAGGAGCAAAUUACCAUCUACGCCCAGAUAUUCAACAAACAAGUGUUUGGUCAAAAUUCUCUUAAUCUUCGAGUCAUUUCCGAUUGUCUGAGGUCAACUGCAGAACAAUGCUCGCUGUUGCGGAAAGUUGGCCUCGACCUAAAAUUCAUGUUGGACGAUAUAUUUGCCGAGGAGAUUAAGAAAUUGAUUAUAGCCUAUGAAGAGCGAGCCAUUGGAAGACUUGACAAAAUUAUCAAGGAGGACAAGUUUUUGGUUGUAUCCAGCCAGAGUCUAGGUACUUACUCACCUUCAUAUGAAAGUCCUCACAUUCUAUGCUGAGACCCAAAAAUCUUUUUCCAAACUUGCGUUUUAGGUACCGACGUCAAAGUGACAGCCAGUGUCGUUAGUUUUUACAAUAUUUUGAUCAAGUUUGUAAACGAAGCCUGCCUACUGGUCAAGCUUCCUUUAUACUCUACGUUGAUACAAAGUAUCAGCAAUAUCACAGAACAGUACCUCCGACGAAUGAUAAAGGAGUCUCAAGCCAGGGAAAUGGCAAAGGAUCAGCGCUAUGCAGCAAUGAUGAAUGUCGCUUUUGUU